Messenger RNA from Owenia fusiformis, 1289 nucleotides. The record is from the annotation of a GenBank genome assembly. NCBI's taxonomy places the organism in Eukaryota, Metazoa, Annelida, Polychaeta, Sabellida, Oweniidae.
UAUGAUAUUAUAUGAGACAGGAUUUUGAUUAUGCCAAAAUAAUGCCAGAAAGAAAUGGAUUAAGAUAACCAUCGGAAUUGAUAGAUAUAAUACAACACCAAAAUUAAAAGAUUCAGAAAUAGACAAAGUGACUUUGCUCACCAAAAUGUCAAAACCAUCUUUAAGAUACUGGAAGGAAUAUGAGGAGCUUCUUGUACAUGGGAACAAAUCAGAGUUUGAUCUGGACAGUGAACCUAUGAGUAAAUACAUACAAUAUUUAAUUGAAGCAAUACUUUUCUUUUGGAUCUGUGGAGGUAAUUUGCUUGUCAUUAUGGCUUAUUUGAAACAUUCUCCAUUGAGAACAGUUACAAACUUUUUCAUUGUACAACUUUCAAUUGCUGAUUUUAUAAUUGGAUGUAUGAUGCCACAACAGAUAGCAGUUACACAACUUACAUUGUUUACUAUGAGGGGAUUUUUUGUGAGUGCCCUUUCAAAUGCAUUGAUAUGCACAUCAAUGCUGAUGUCAUUAUCGUUGCUAGUUGCUGUUACUAUAGACAGGUACAUUGCCAUAAUCUGGCCUCUGCAAUACCCCAAAAUCAUGGACUUGAGAAAAGCCAAAACAAUAUCAAUUUCUCUUUGGUGUGGUGUUAUCAUAAUAGUUCUUAUAGCUAUAAUUGAAUGGAAGGUUUUUAUGGACUCUGGAGGGUAUCUGUAUUGCAUUGGAGAGGCUGAAAAUCCCAGGAUCUUACAUUACACCUAUGGCCCUGUUGGUAUCAUGAUAUGUAUGUUCCUAACUGUUGCAUACAUUAGAAUACUCCAUGUGGUAAAACAACAGAGUAGAAGGACAGAGAAUCAUCCAAUUCCAAACAAUAACACCACUGACAAUUUCAAAAUCAAUCUUAGGGUACUUAAAACCGCAAUAAUUGUAAUAGGCUUCUUUUUGAUAUGUUGGUUGCCACUUUUUAUAGUUAUCAUAUUUCAGGUGUAUGGUUUUCAGUUUUACAGUGCACUUCAAAAUGAAGCGCAGGACAAUAUUAGGUUAUUUUGUUUCAUUCUUGCUGUAUUUAAUUCAGGAUUCAAUCCUAUCGUAUAUGCUUUGAGGUUAAAGGAAUUCAAACAUGGCUUUAAAAAGGUUUUAAGAAUCAGGUCCGAAUAAGGACAUUGCCAAAUGAUACACUUAAGCUAAAUGUACAGACUGCAAAGGAGAAAUGGUAGUUGAUAAGGGAACUGCAUCACCACAAAAAAAAGAUUAUUUAAGACAUUUUUACACUAGAAGUAGAAUAAACCAAUGGCAUAGUUAACAGAGAUAA